GGGGCGGGCAGGUCCGGGCAGAGGAUGCUCCCCGAUGGCACCUGCACCAGGCUUCCGGGCGGUGCAGGCAGCGACGGUGGUGGCAGCGACAGCGGCGGUGGUGGAACAGGCAGCGCCUCGGCGGAGGCGGCGGCGGGGGGCAUGGACUCGGGCGGCAGGAACUCCUCUGGCGGCCCAAACAGCACCCUGAGCGAGUCUCAGGGCAGCGCCAUCCUCAUCUCAUUCAUCUACUCCGUGGUAUGCCUAGUGGGGCUGUGUGGCAACUCCAUGGUCAUCUACGUGAUCCUGCGCUAUGCCAAGAUGAAGACUGCCACCAACAUCUACAUCCUCAACUUGGCCAUCGCAGAUGAGCUGCUGAUGCUCAGCGUCCCCUUCCUGGUCACCUCCACCCUGCUACACCACUGGCCUUUUGGCUCACUGCUCUGCCGCCUGGUGCUCAGCGUGGAUGCCAUCAACAUGUUCACCAGCAUCUACUGCCUGACUGUGCUCAGUGUGGACCGCUACAUUGCUGUGGUGCACCCCAUCAAGGCAGCUAGGUACCGCCGGCCCACUGUGGCUAAGAUGGUCAAUCUAGGUGUCUGGGUGCUUUCCAUCCUCAUCAUCCUGCCCAUCAUCAUCUUCUCCAACACAGCAGCUAACAGUGAUGGAACAGUGGCUUGCAACAUGCUCAUGCCAGAGCCCACCCAAAGGUGGCUGGUGGUCUUUGUGGUCUACACCUUUCUGAUGGGCUUCUUGCUGCCUGUGGUGGCCAUCUGCCUCUGCUACAUCCUCAUCAUUGCCAAGAUGCGCAUGGUGGCCCUGAAGGCUGGCUGGCAGCAACGCAAGCGCUCGGAGCGCAAGAUCACCCUCAUGGUCAUGAUGGUGGUGAUGGUCUUUGUCAUCUGCUGGAUGCCCUUCUACAUUGUGCAGCUUGUCAAUGUCUUCGUAGAGCAGGAUGAUGCCACCAUCAGCCAGCUCUCUGUCAUCUUGGGCUACGCCAACAGCUGUGCCAACCCCAUCCUCUAUGGCUUCCUCUCAGACAACUUCAAGAGGUCCUUCCAGCGGCUGCUCUGUCUCAGUUGGAUGGACAAUGUUGCAGAGGAACCCAUUGACUAUUAUGCCACUGCCCUCAAAAGCAGGGCAUACAGCGUGGAGGACUUUCCCCCAGACAACUUGGAGUCAGGGAGCAUGUACAGGAAUGGCACUUGCACCUCCAGGAUUACCACCCUCUAAGGAAGCAUUCCUGCCCCCCCGCUCCCCUAAUGCGCCCCAGCAGGAGGGUGAGCAAGGCCAGGGCCAUGGCAUGGGGAGGCCGGGAGGGAGGGGUCUUGAUCCUGCCCACCAGCAGUGGUAUUUGGAACAAGAAGGAGUGAAGAAAACCCCACGCCUUUGGUCUGCUGCCCCAUCACCCCCUUUGCUCCCCCAUCUGCCUCCCUGGAGAGUGGAUGCAUUCCCUGAUGCUUUGACACCUACUUAGCAAAUUGCCGCACUCAUGUGUCAGCUUAGGGUCGGGCAGCCAGGCUCUGCCAUCUCUCUCUGUCUGAGGAGUGGCUGUAUGGGUCCCUUCACCUUUUGUACAGGUUGCCCUCCUUUUUUGGGGGGACGCCCCAGGCCACUGAUUUAAGCCUGCUUCAGCCAAGUCCCAGCAUUCAGGCUCAGACUCCCUCCUAACUGAAAGCAACCCUGCUCAGCAGCUGUCAGUACGUACCUUCCUUUCAAAGAGUAGAAAAGAUGGAAAAAGUGCCCUCAUCACACUCCUCUUGUCCUCCCACAGGAAGGAGCAAGUAGCCUCUCUGCCCUCCCCCUUCACCCCCAAUAAAAAAGAAAGUGGGGAGAAAAAAGAUCCCGGAAAAGAAGUAGUAUAGUCAUGGAGCUGUUCUUUGCUUUACAGACAGCUUCCACUACACUGGGUUCUGGCUCUCCAUGCUACACUCAGGAGAAGCAGAGCAGAAAAGGUCUAUGGAAAAAAAUGGGAUUAAUGCUGUGCUUCAGGGCUGUGCAGCCGGUUGCUGAUAAUGGGAGAUAAACAGCCCAGUGAGUCACAGGGAGCUGAGCACUGAGCCAAGAGUCAGGGGGAGAACUGAGCUGGGAAAUGCUUGAAUCUGUCCAUAUAUACAAUAAAGUGUGCUAAUAUUAAAGUUUAAAGGGAGCACUAGACUGUGAAGUUACUGUCUUGAGCCUGCUCCAUCUGCUGUGAAACAGUGAUGAAGGGAGCUGGGACAGUUUUGAAUGACCUGAGUGGCCACAAAGUCACUUUAGCCUACAUGGAAAAAGGAGGAUUAAUUUCAAAAUCUCCAUCAGGCUCUGAAAUAAAUACUUGACAAAUAAAAAAUAGCUGUUUGAGGAUAGCUGUUACCCUAGCUCCAGUUUCUUCUGUUGCACUAAAAAUGUAAAAUGGGUUUCAUAUGUUGCCAAUGUAAUAUACUGGCCCGGAGCUUCUCAGUGUUUAAUUUCUGAGAAUUCUUACUUUCAGUUUGUGCCAGAUGUCUUUUUGCUUUAUUUUUUUUAUUUGGUUCUUGUCAUUGUCUUGUGAAUGUGUUUCUCUAAAGUAAUUUAUACUGUGUAGUUAUGUCUGUGGUGGCUGCUUGCAAGGUUGCAUUUAAAAUGAGUGAUGCUCAAGAAGGCUCCUUUUCACAUAAAAAGGUUGUAACUUUUUCUAACUCUUUCAUCUACAUUGUGUCCACAAAAAUUGUCUCUCCUGAAUUUUUCCUCUUCCCCUCUAUUGACAGAACAAUUUUUGUAUAGAUGAACGAAGCUUUCUUGUUUGAUAAAUGGCAGCUGAUUAAGCAACACCUCCUAUCCCUGCUCCGUCUUACCCCAGACAUAAGAGCCGGUACGGAUUGUGUUGAAGUAAGCAGCUAUGGUUUCUGCUUCCUACCACCUAUGUUAACAAUGUCACACAGUGGCAGGUGUCCCAGUAGCUGGGACAAAUAACUUCUCUAGCACAAUACUGUGGUUGUAUUAAUGAUAACUACUGGCAAUCUGAAGUAUGAGAUUGAGAAAAAUCUCUAGUAGCAGCAUACUCCUAGCAUUGUACUGGUAGAAAUGGUGCUUAAGUACAGUGUUAAGUGUAAAGCUGACAAUUAAGGCAUCUAGCAUUUAUGGUGGUGGACUUACUACAGGUCUUUGUUAAAUGAUACCCUUUAACUUUUCUCAGCAGCAAAAAGCAAGAUACUACUUUGUACAUUUCUUUCACCAAAAAUCAGGCACUGUUAAAUUAAUGUAUAAAUUUAAUAUUUCAAAGUUGUCUGAUUCAAAGCCCAUUGAAAUGAGAGAAAAAAUCCUAAUUCACUUCAAUGGACUAUGAGUCAGCUCCUUUUAGUUUAAAAAUUGCUAAUGUGGAAGCUGUUACAUCCUUAUUAAAAUAUUUUGU
Molecule: messenger RNA, 3352 nt
Organism: Apus apus (common swift)
Lineage: Eukaryota; Metazoa; Chordata; Aves; Apodiformes; Apodidae
Gene: SSTR1
Product: somatostatin receptor 1
Exons: 1
Coding region: 25-1212 (395 amino acids)
Biological process (GO): neuropeptide signaling pathway; cellular response to estradiol stimulus
Cellular component (GO): neuron projection; membrane
Molecular function (GO): somatostatin receptor activity; neuropeptide binding
Source: RefSeq, a predicted model, not a curated record